CGGGGAUAUGCCAAACGACGCAACAUCGUCGUCCUGAUCUCAAAACUGGUCAUUUCUACAUGAUAUCAGUUUGAAUUUCCAGAUCUGCGUCGCCAUUUCGUCGAAGCUUUGGUUUGCCAUACCCGCAAGCCAUUGGUCUAGUGCACCCUACAUCGUAUAUUUCAGCGGAAGUCAUGUCGUCAGAGUCGAAUUUCUCCUUCCUACCUCAAGGAGCUAUCAUCCAGGAGUUCAAAGUCGCUGGCCACAACAUCGUUCUGGGCUAUCCCAGACCGGAGCCGUAUGCUGACUCUCCAUUCUAUGGAGAGACCAUUGGUCGAGUUGCAAACCGAAUCAAAAAUGCCGAGUUCAACCUGAAUGGCAAAAUUUACAAGCUGGCUGCCAAUAAUGCUCCAAAUUCUCUCCACGGAGGGUCAAAAGGAUGGGGCAAGAAACAAUUUGACGGCCCGAAACCUGUCAACCGGCAUGGUAAAGAAGGCGUUUUGUUCACGUAUGUUUCGCCCGAUGGAGAAGAAGGGUAUCCCGGCACGGUGGAAUUGAGAGUUUGGUAUACUGCUUGGUCUGAGGAUGAAGCUGGGAUCUCCAAGACAGUCCUCGAAACGGAGUACGAGGUAGAGUUCAUUGGUUCCGAAUGCGAGGAAACGAUUGUCAACGUAACCAACCACGGCUACUUCAACUUAAGUGAUGGUCCAACGAUCGAGGGCACUGAGGUGACCCUUCAUACCUCGAAGCAUUUGCCUGUGGAUGCGUUUGACAUACCUCUUGGCACCAUCGAGGACUUCCCAGGCAUUGAGGCGGAAAAGCCUUUCGUCCUUGGCCCUCAGGAGCCUGAUAUCGAUCACUGUUUUGUUGUCGAUACCGAUACACAUGAUCUGCCACUUGACACCCGGAAGAGGCCAUUGAAGCCGUUGAUCAGCGUUUGUCACCCGAAGACGAAAAUCCACCUCGACAUUCUCAGCACGGAGCCUUCCUUCCAGUUCUACACUGGCAGACAUAUCAAUCAAGCUGCAACGGAAGAUACACCCGCCCGAGGGCCCCGAGCAGGGUUUUGCGUCGAACCUGGACGAUAUAUCAACGCCAUCAAUGUGCCUGAAUGGAAGAAUCAGGUUGUGUUGAAACGUGGUCAACUUUGGGGAGCCAAAACAGUCCACAAGGCUUGGAAAGCAUGAGAAGAUUGUUGACGAUGUGUGACAAAGGCUGUAUCGACUCGGAGAAAUGCCAUUUCAUCUGCGACCGGCUUUGUCUAGGUAGCGAACACGUGGCAGCAAUUGAUGACCGCAGCAAGAGAAUUAGGCCACUUUCUAGAAUCUUACCCAGUGAGCACUUGGAAGGGAACGGUCCAGUCAGAAGCGUCGGCAAGCCACACCGCGCACGCAUCGGACUGCCCAAGAAGCUUGGUCUUGGUCAGAGGAUGGGCAUCUUGUCGACCAGCGUCAAAUUCAGGGUUAUACUAUGAUAGAUUGGAAAAAGCGAAAAAAGAUGGCGCGUGGCGAAUGUCAACCUCAGGUGACCCCUUUUGUUGUCUCCGUACUCGGUAAAAUGCCUCAUAUUCUAAUUUCCAUGGUUGGCGAGCAGACUCC
Exophiala xenobiotica is the source of this 1577-nucleotide messenger RNA. RefSeq lists its product as uncharacterized. Gene Ontology annotation, molecular function: carbohydrate binding; aldose 1-epimerase activity. Bases 174 to 1166 code for a protein of 330 amino acids. The transcript is spliced from 2 exons. Gene Ontology annotation, biological process: beta-D-galactose catabolic process via UDP-galactose, Leloir pathway; glucose metabolic process. The record is from RefSeq and is a predicted model, not a curated record. NCBI's taxonomy places the organism in Eukaryota, Fungi, Ascomycota, Eurotiomycetes, Chaetothyriales, Herpotrichiellaceae.